UGUGCCCCAAGACUUAUUUCCAACCCAAACCUAAACUCUUAAAAUAUUCAAGUUUGAACACUUUAUUUUAUAAUUCAUGCAUAUAUGAAUCAUGUCAUAACUUAUCACGUAAUUCUAAACUCUUAUUUUUAGUGAGGAAAAAAUGCAUCCAAUUGAGAAAAUGACUUGCAAUGGGUUAAUGAACAAAGUAGAAGAAGAGAGUGGAGAAUAUCAAUUCAUUAAGAAAGGUUUUUUAAAGGGUAUGGGAUUUAUGGUGGAUGUUACAAAUAUCAUGGCCAUUCACAAGAACAACGUUUCCACUAAUUUGACAAAGCAAGCUAGUUUGGAUUCAUUUCACAUUUUCUCUAAGGCGGUGUCAAUCAAAUGUGGAGGUAAUGCUAAUGUUAGGUGUGCUUGGUAUGGUGGCUCAUUAGAUGAACUCGUAGAUAUUGUAUCUUUUGGAUUCACCGGAUGCAAUAUUCAUGUAGACGAUGAUGAUGAGUCUCACGGAGUUGGAAUUUCGUUAUCAUCAGCUAAUUUUUCCAUUGAUAGUGCAAUGUCUACGGUGGCAGAUGAAAAUGGUUUGAGGCAUGUGUUGCUAUGCAAGGUGAUACUAGGAAGGGUUGAAAAUGUACCUGUUGAUUCAAAACAGAGCCAACCUAGUUGCAGGCAAUAUGACACAGGAGUUGAUGACAUUUCAUCACCCAGAAAACAUAUUAUAUGGACUGCUUUUAUGAAUUCACACAUUCAUCCUGAGUAUAUCGUAAGUUUCAAUUAUAACUAUGUGAAGGAUCAAGGUGUAUUUGGGACACUAAAACCCCAAUCAGAAUAUGUAUUGUUACCUAAUCUAGUGGCAAAAGUUUCAAAUCAUUUGAAACCAUCACAAAUGUCUCUGUUACUCAAAAGCUGCCGUAUUUACCAAGAGCAAAAGAUUACAAGAGAAACAUGGGUAAAUCAAGUGAGGAAGAUUGUUGGGGACAUGUUGCUGCAUUCAGUGAUCACUGAUAAAUCCAGUGGCGAUGUGCAUCCUCUUUAGUUCAAUCUUGGAACUUGAGUUGGACCUUUUUUUUAGGGCAACUUUGAGUUGGACAUUGUAUUGAUCAGAUUGCAUACAAUAAUAGAAUCAAAACUUAUACAUUA
Molecule: messenger RNA, 1119 nt
Organism: Medicago truncatula (barrel medic)
Lineage: Eukaryota; Viridiplantae; Streptophyta; Magnoliopsida; Fabales; Fabaceae
Product: probable inactive poly [ADP-ribose] polymerase SRO2
Exons: 4
Coding region: 143-1015 (290 amino acids)
Molecular function (GO): NAD+ poly-ADP-ribosyltransferase activity
Source: RefSeq, a predicted model, not a curated record